This is a messenger RNA of Diorhabda sublineata, 4272 nucleotides long. RefSeq names its product zinc finger protein 260-like. The record is from RefSeq and is a predicted model, not a curated record. The transcript is spliced from 2 exons. Bases 109 to 2154 code for a protein of 681 amino acids. Gene Ontology annotation, biological process: regulation of transcription by RNA polymerase II. Lineage: Eukaryota; Metazoa; Arthropoda; Insecta; Coleoptera; Chrysomelidae. Gene Ontology annotation, molecular function: DNA-binding transcription factor activity; RNA polymerase II cis-regulatory region sequence-specific DNA binding.
ACUGUCAAUCACUGUCAAUAUACAUGUAAAGAGAUUUGUAUCCACUGUUUGUUUAUUUAGCUAGUAAUAGUGAAAGAAAAACUCAAUUUAUUUAUAAUUUACCUAAUAAUGGAGGUGAAACAGGAGCCGGAAAAUGUUUUAAUUGAAGCGACAACAAUUGAAAUGAAUAAAUGUUUUAUACCAAAUAAAAACGUCGAAGAAAUUUAUAAGAAAAAACACACUGAAAGUAAUAUGACGGCAAAGCCAAACGAAUUGGUAUCAAUAAAACAAGAACUUGAUAUUGAUCUAUUACCUGAUUAUUCACAGCAAAAAUGUAUAUAUAGUCAAAGUGAAAUUAAUACCAUUGUUGAUUGUGUCAAAUUGAAAGACAAUUUGGUUAAAAUAAAGAACGCUAAACAUUCAAGAGCAGGAGCUUCAGUUAGAAGAAGUAUGAAACUUUGGGUCUUACCUGGUGGUAUAUUAAUUUGUAAGUUGUGCGGAAUCUUGUACAUUAGAAAAAUCGAGUUCUGCCACCACAUAACCCAACAUAUCGUCAAUAAAAAACAACUUGGGACACGUAAACAUACAAACUACGCCAAUGAACAAAAUAACAAAGAAUCAGAACCCAUUGAAUUUGCCGUAAAAGAUCAAUAUGAAAAUAAAUUAACUAAGGAAAGUUUGCAAGAUUCCUCCAACGAAACAACCGCUGAUACCGGAAAGGGACGUUUCAAGUGCGAUUUUUGUUUGCUAUGUUUCAAGGUUAAAAGCCAUUUUGUGAAACACGUGCGCACUCAUACGGGCGAAAAACCUUUCAAAUGCGAUAUUUGUUUGAAACGUUUCAACCAACGUGGCACAUUGAACAUACACAUACGCAGCCACACCGGCGAAAAACCGUUCGAAUGCGAAAUUUGUUCGAGAAAAUUUUCGGUCAAAAGUAGCGUGGUGAUACACAUGCGCCGCCACACCGGCGAAAAACCGUUCGAAUGCGAAUUUUGCCCGAAACGGUUCACGGUUAAAAAUCAUUUAAUCAAACACACGCGUACCCACACCGGCGAUAAACCGUACCAGUGCGAAUUCUGUUCCAAAGUUUUCACAGUCGAAAAUCAUUUGGUCGAACAUAAGCGCAGUCACACCGGCGAGAAACCUUACAAAUGCGAUAUAUGUUUGAAAAUAUUCGCGCGCAGAACGCAUCUAGUUCGACACAAGCGUUGCCACACGGGAGAGAAACCGUUCGAAUGCGAACUAUGCCAGAAAUGUUUUUGCGAAAAGGGCGCUUUAAAUAAACAUUUGCGUCGACACGCCGGCGACAAGCCGCACAAAUGCGACAUUUGUCUGAAAUCGUUUACGGAAAGAGGCACUUUGAAUAAACACAUGCUGUGGCAUACCGGCGAAAAACCGUUCAAAUGCGACGUCUGUUUCAAAUCGUUCACGUGUAAAAGAAGUUUGGGUAGACACGUCCCAAUACACACCGGCGAGAAACCUUUCAAAUGCGAAUCUUGCCCAAAAGCCUUCAUACUUAAAAGCCAUUUGAUCCAACACCUGAACGGUCACAGAGACAACAAACGAUUCCAAUGUAAAAUUUGUAUGAAACAUUUCACCCAGCGAGGCACUUUGAAUGUCCACACGCGCAUCCAUACCGGCGAAAAACCAUUCAAAUGCGACACGUGCCCGAAGAUUUUCGCCUGUAGGAGUCAUUUGGUGCGACACACGCGUUGCCAUACCGGCGAACGACCGUACGAAUGUGAUAUCUGUUCGAAAUCUUUCGGCGAACGGGGCUCUUUGAAUGGACACAAGCGCGGUCAUACCGGCGAGAAACCCUUCAAAUGCGACAUUUGUUCGAAAUAUUUCACUCAGAGAAGUAGUUUGAAUAAACAUAUGCGGUAUCACACUGGCGAAAAAUCCUUCAAAUGUGAUAUUUGUUUCAAAAUUUUUAUACGUUCAACUCAUUUGGAUCAACAUAUGCUUUGUCAUACCGGCGAGAAACCCUUCAAAUGCGACGUCUGUUCUAAAUCGUUCAGGUGCAAGAGUAAUUUGACUCAACACUUUCGGUGUCAUACCGGCGAAAAACCAUUCAAAUGCGACAUUUGCUCAAAAUUCUUCAGGUGCAAAAGUAAUUUAGUGCAACACACGCGACGUCAUAAUGUUGAACGAAAUAUCGCAUUUACACAUAAAUAAGAAGGCUGCUACUUAAGUUUUGACAUUGACAUAUGUCGUUGUCAUAUCACAAAAGACGAUCGCCCUUCCUCCAAAACGUCCCUAAACCAAAAUUGAUGAUUCUGAGCAGUGUACAAUCGUAAUAAACCCGAUUUUUGGGUCGACGUACGGCAAUGGAUGAAAUAUGGCUGUAUCUUUUCACAACGGAGUCCAAUCGACAUUUAAAAGAGUGGAUUGCACGUGAUAAACCGACUCCAAAACGUGGAAACUCGCAAAAAUCGACUGGCAAAGUUAUAGCUCCAGUAUUUAAGGAUGCGCAUGGUGGGAGAAAUCCACAAACAUCGGUUAAUACUUGGCGUUGUUGGAACAUUUGAAUGACGAAAUCGUGGAAAACCGGCUCAUCAAAAGAAUGCAUCGCGCCAUAAAUCACUAGAAACGAAUUAAUUGAGCGUCAAAUUGCUCCCACAUUCACCGUAUUCUCCAUAUCUGAGUCCCAGCGAUUUUUUCUUGUUCUCAGAACUUAGGGGAUGCUCGCCAGACGGACAUUUUGCGCCUAUGGAGUGGUUAUCACCAAAAUGGCGAUAACCACUCUAAUUUGAGGCUGAAAAUAAAUCGCUCUAUCAAAAAAUGUCUUUAAAGUAAAUCACAGAAAAUAGUUUCCAUCACUAUGCUGUCAUUUUGACCUUGAAAAGUGCUCUGUACAUUUUAAGCAGACUGCCGCUCUAAAAGGGCUCAAUUUCGAGGCUUCCGAAUGCGAGAAUUAUCGUUCUGAAGACUGUGAUCAAUUCUGGCGUGCUACAGAACCUCCUGACCUGAGUUUUUUGACCAAACAGGAAAAUGGAGACGGAAAUCAGCAACAAACUGAAAGAGGUAGACCUGCACGAGCAUGGAGAGGAACUAUCGAUAAAGAACUGCAACAGAUAAACUCAACAUGGACAUAUGCCAAAGAAAUAGCAAAAACAGAAGAAAAUGGAGAGCCUUCGUCAACUAAAUUGGAAGGAAUUUACAAACCACGACCUCUACAAUCUGUAGUUGGUAUAUAUUGAAAUUUUUGAUGCAACGAUGAAACCUCUUUUGCUGUUAUUAAUUCCUUGCAUAAUUUCGGCACUCUCCAAAGAUGUCAAGUGAAAGUAGGACACUGCUGUUUGACUUUCCUGUCAAACUUCCUGUCACAACUCAACUCAAGUACUCUGCGUAGCUUCGGAUCGUUGUAUCAGUCGCCCUUCCUCCAAAACAUCCCCAAACCAUCGCCGUGUUUUACAGUUGGGAUUACACAUGGAUUUAACAUCCGACCUGCGCACAAACUCUCUUCUUUUAGUCCCAAAAACCUCAAACUAUCUCCCAAUCGCCUUUCCACUAUUGAAGUACUCAAAGGUAGAUCCCUAGAUUCAUCGAUCUGAGCUGGGCCUGCGAGUCGUUGAUCACUUUUACUGAUACGUUUAUCUUCAGCGGUUGUGGUCUUUCGAAGUCGCCCUAAACGUUCUCUAUCUUUUGCCGAGACUAUGAACACAAGUUUUAACCGAUAGUUCCUUGGUUUUCCAUUUCAAAACUUACAAGUCUGAAUUGGCGAGAACGAAAACGAGUAUCGCAAAUAUAUGUUAUGGGUCAAAUGGGACUAAACUACGAUCAUAAACACAGUUAGAAAAUAAUAAACAAUUCAGCCUGUAUUGUACUAACAGAGGCUGUGGAAAUGGACUACAGACUAAGCAACUGCUCUGGACGAACUUGUGAUAAAGCAGAACAAGUGUCCGAAGAAAGCAUUGAUGUAUCGAUCGCUGAGUAGAAGAAGACGAGGAAGACCUUCCAGGAACUGGAAGGAAGGAAUUGCACAGACCAUGAAAGACAGAGCUAUCCAGGAAAGUGUAUUUCGAAAUUUUUGGCAGGUAGUGUAGACCUAGGAUUCUGGACUAUUAGAUUGUUGAAUGUAUAAUUGGAUAUCAUAUCAUUUUUGGAGUUUUUGGAAAUGGAGAUAACAGAUAGUAGAUAACAUUCAGUAUUAUUCCAAUAAUAUUUAAUACUCAAGUAUUAGUAAGUAACUCAAGUAUUUCGUAGUAUUAAUUUUAAGCAUCCUCAAAUGACAUGACAAGCUUUUAAAAAAUAAUUUGUAUCGGAAAUUCUGGAAUAAAAAUUUUAUAUAUA